Pseudo-nitzschia multistriata is the source of this 4575-nucleotide messenger RNA. The record is from the annotation of a GenBank genome assembly. Lineage: Eukaryota; Bacillariophyta; Bacillariophyceae; Bacillariales; Bacillariaceae.
GAACCGGAUCAAGGGCCGGUCCAUUUGGAGGCAACAGUAAAGCGCCAAUACCAUUUUCUUAUCCAAAAACCUUGUGCUCCUUCUCCGGUAGCAGCACCGGAGACAGAUCCUUCGAAACUGGUGGAAGAAUCGCUCCGGAUCUCUUGGAUCGUCCCUUACUGCAUUUGUUUAACGUCGCUUCCCCGGCCAGAACUUUGAUAGACCACCAAAGGACCACCGUCUAGCUAGAACAUAAUGUCGUCCUCCUUCMAACUGAACGAUCCCGUUCAGGUGAAUCUGAAACCGGGCAGCACACCCUCGAAAGCCGGAUCCAAGAACAACGUGGUCGAUGGAGUCGUGGCCUGCCUGGGCCCCGUGGAGUUCAACACCGACGAUGACUGGAUCGGGGUCCGCCUCACGGGAAACUCGGUCGGGCUCGGAAAGAACGACGGAAGUGUCAAGGGAAAGAAGUACUUCGACUGCCCCCCCAAGUGUGGGGUCUUUGUCAAGGCCGCGGCCGUUUCCAAGCGGAACCUGACCCGCCUGGAGGAGCUGAGGCUGCGCCGGGAGCUGGCCAGCAGCAGCGGCGGAGGGGCGGAAGCCUCUGCGGCUGCUCCGGCCCGGACUCCCUCCCGGAGGACCAUCGGUGGUACCACGGGGAUUCCGCAGACACCCCGGUCGGCUUCGAGCCGGGCGGUGGGGGCUGGAAGCUCUGCCUCUGGGAUUCCGUCCAACAGCCGGGCCUCGGUGGCUUCCUCCUCUUCGCCUACGGAAUCCACCGGCGAGCUAGAGCAGCAGGUCCGGGACCUCACGGCCCGGCUCGGCGAGGBCCAGAACAAGCUCUCUCAGACGCAGGAGGAAAGCGCGGACCAGAAAACCAAAAUCAAGGGCCUCGAAAAGGAACUCAAGGCGGCCAAGGCGGCUGCUGCGCAGAAGCAGUCCCCCCCGACGCCGGGGAGUGAAGCCAACGAGGCCGCCGCCUCGGAGGCCGAGAUUGCCCAGCUACAGACCCAGGUGGAGGAUCUCUCCCGAAAGCUGGACGAGUCUCAGAAACUCUCCGAGCAGUCUCUCGACGAGCUCCAGACCAAGUUCCAGCAGUCCGAGGUGGAACUCGCGGCCGCCAAGGCCCAGGUGACGGGCCUCGAGAAGGAACUGGCCAGCCGGGACCGCGAGGCCGAGGACGAGGCAAAGUCGCGCUCCUCCGAGACGAACCACUACAAGGAACGUGCGAGGCUCCAGGCGGACGUGGCCAGCCUCAACCGGCGGGUGGAACAGCUCGAGCUGGACAAACAGGAACUGGAACACAACGUCGAGGACCUGGCUCUCGACAAGGAACAGCUGGCGGAGGAGAAGGAAGCCCUGGAAGACCGCAUGGAGGAGCUCAAGCUCGACUACGAGACCAGCUCCAUGGAACUGGAGGAAACCAAGAUGGAGCUAGAGGACGCCCGCAACCGCAUGGAGGCCAGUGCCGCUCGGGCGGCGGCGGCCGAGGCGGGGGGGAAUGCCCUCGCCGCGGCAAGCGGGGACGACGCCGAGGGGGGAGAAGACCAGGCCAGGGCGGACCUGGCCCACAACCUCUCGAUCCAGAACGCGCGGAUGCGCGAGGCCCUCAUCCGGCUGCGGGAGCAGUCCUCCAUCGAAAAGAUGGACCUGACCCGCCAGCUCCGGACGGCCGAAAAAUUCGUCGAGGAGUCCACGAACCUUGCCACGCAGGUCGAGAACCUCCGGGAGACGAACAAGGAACUGGAGGAGCAGAUACUGGACCUCAAGGACAUGGUCGAGCAGGGAUCCGCCUACGAGAUCAUGGUGGAGGACCUCAGCGAUCGGGUACUCAGCCUGGAGGAGGAACUCUCGUCGUCGCUGCAGAUCAUCCGGGAGAUGGAAGAGGCCGCCGAGAUCACUGCGGAAAUGGAGGAGGUCCAGGCGGAGGAGCUCAAGGCCGUCAACCGGGACAUGGAAGACCGGGAAACACUCAUCCGGAACCUCGAGGAGGCCAUCAAGAUGUAAGUUUUGGAGUCGGGUUGCACUGCGGUGUGUUGCGUUGCGCUGUCGUCGUCGUCGUUGCGCAYGAGUAACGAUAAAUCGUUCCACUGCGACACAAAAGUCUCACCUGAUCUACGCUCGUCACAAAACCAUGAUACAUUGUCUUUUCCUGUUGUGAUUUCCAUUCAUUUCAGGCAACGAAAGCGAGAGGAAGACUUUCAGAGAACCGUUAGCAACUACCGCAAGUCGGUGGAAACACUCAAGCAGGAAAAGAAUGCCCUAUACGAGCUGCACCAGGGAGGCGAAGGAGAAAAGUCGGACCUAGCGUCCGCUUCCCAAAAGGCACUGGCCCGCGCCGCUCAGCUCGUACAGGAUGCGGCCGAGAUGCGAAAGCGAGAAGCGCAGGCCGCCAUUGAUCGCAUCGAUUCGCAGGUGCGAAUGCACCUCUCCAACAGGUUGGAAAGCCUGCUUCCCCCCUCCGUUUCGGCCGCCGAGGUGGCCUCCAUCAAGGGAGAGCUGCUUCUUUCCAAGGUCGUUGGAAAAUCCUCGUUGUCCCUGGACGGAAUCGCUCGUUCCUUUGCCAAAACGAUUCGAGCCAGGGCCUGGGAAUGGCGGUCCAACAACAAAGCCGAUGCCGAAGAAAAGGAAGAGGAGCAAGCCGUCGUAGAAGAGAAGAUGCUCUCGCUCACAGACGAGCAGCAGCAAAUGGCCGCAACAAUGAUUCACCAGUCGGAGGUCGCUCAUGUUGCGAUCGAUGUAAGCGGAGAUCUUCUUUGGCUUUUAUCCGCGGGCCAGUGGCCGGACAUUCUUUCGACCGAGGCUUCUAGCGAACUCGGAUCCAUCAUGGGGCAUUCCAUGAACGAACUCGACAUUGUCUUGGGAAGUGUUUUGAACACUCUCAAGGAAGAGGGCGUUCUCUCCCCCCACCAAUCGAAUAUUGGGGCCUUUAGACAGACAGUCGUCACCACCAUGCAAACCCUGCGCUCGCACAUUGAACAAGACGGAGAAUCCCUCGUUCCCAUGGACUGGAAACCAGCAGCCCUCAAGCUCUUUCGCGAUGCCUCGCGAGCGAAGUACUCCAGUCUGGGCUGCUACGCCGCUGUGGCGUGCGUUCUGAACGCGGGUGAUGCCAUUAAAUCCGACGAAGAAAAGCUYAAAUCACAGGARUUCGUCGCCGUUUUGAAACCCCUSUUGCGAAAACUAGACCAGGCUGCUUCGGAGGCCGCAAAAUCGUGCCUGCGGCUUGCCAAGCUCGAUGUCCUCGACGAGACAAUCGUUUCCWGUCUCUCAGAGGCCGCCGAGAUCUGGAGAUCGUCGUCCGAUGAUUUGUUGGGCAAUGURUACAACAUGCUCCUGGCAGAAGACGGACUCGGUCCGGAAAGCAUUGGUGCCUGCGAGGCGGCGACGGACGAAGUGGUGAGGGUUGUCUCCCACUUUGCUACYGUCUUGAGAUCCGCCAAUCUCACGGAUGCCGACGACAACAAGUUCCACCCCUUCUCUCCGGAAAUUGCCGAUGUAUGGGAAGGAGUGACUAUGCUUGCACGAGCCACCCGCGCCAAGGACGGAGACGAGGACGACAUCAAUUACCUCGUGCGCGCCAAAAACAUCGAGAACAGCCUCGAAGACGCGGUCGAGUCUGUUCCCGAGCUGUCUCUGGCRAAGGCCAAGGUUGCSAGCCUYGAAAAGAGCCUGGCCCUUCGAUCGAAGGAAAUUUCCAUGCAAAAUGCACGACUGUCCGACCUGGAGAAGAUGCUGGCGAGAUCGAAUGCCCAGCCAUCUGCGCGUCUCGUAGCGUCGCAGGCCUCCACCGAGGAGGUCAAGUCUCUCAAAGAAGAAAACCGUGUUCUCACGGAAGCCAUGGACGUCAUGCACAGACAGGUGGAAGAAUACGAAAACGAAAUCCGUGCCAGAGAUUCCAAAACACCCACCAAGGCUCGACGAUCGAGGCGGCGUUCGUCCCUGACCCCGAAUUCGUCGAUGCCGGCCCGAGACGCGAGUCGAAGCCUGAGCCGUGACAGCGGCAGCGAGAGGGGAGAAGACGGAAUCACGAGUGCCUUUGAAGCGGCUCUUUUCCGCCCUGCCCUGCAAGCUGCUCGACGCGAUGCCGCGCAAUGGAAGACAAAAGCCACCAUCAACACCUUGCUAGAAUUGCCUCGACUCAGCGUCCCGAUGCAAUCGAACCCUUUCGGCGAGGGCGAAGAGAAGGUUGCRGACGACGAAGACUGCAACCCACUCUUUCAGCUUUCUUCGGCUCUGUCGUCCUACCAGCGUGAAACCGCAUCGGUGCGCAUUGURGACAUCACCAAGACCUCCGGGAAGACCCCACGAAUGCAGCUCCGCGACACCAUGUUGAGAAAGGCAGCCGCUUCGGAACAGGUCGACAAGGCCGCAGCGGCCGCCCKGCAAUGGCUAGAAAGCCGCGGAGCCGGAUUCCCGCAACCGGACACAUCGACGAAGCCACUAGUUGGACGAGUGAAAUUUGCCGGUCCCGAACCAGUCCGAACGAUUCCCACGCCGGCUACCGGAGAAGAUUUGUAUCGGAUUCAGCUCCAUCUAGCGAAAUAAAAGCUUUAAAAGGGGCCUCUUUUUCGAAUAGUUGUACUUAUCUAAAUU